AUGUCAACUUCUUCUGUAUCAUCAAUUUUGAAAGACCUCGGCUCGACGGGGAACGCUUUUGAGGACAAUGAACCCGGGUCGAGAGAAGCUCUGAUCGAACGCAGCCGAGCGCUGGUCGCGGCACUUGAAGUGCCCAGCGAGUUCGUUCAGCGCAGCUUCUGGGCUGAGCCCGCAUUGUCAGCAAUCAUUCGCCUCUGCGUGAACGUGAAGCUUUUUCAACAUCUGAAAGAGGCAGGGAACAUCAGACUUACUCCGUCGGCGCUAUCGGAGAAAACAGGCGUUCAGCUGGCGUUGCUGCAGCGCUUGACUCGACAUCUCGUUGCGAUGUACCUCAUCACGUACCACGAUGGGGCAUUCCACGCGACAACCCUGAGCAACGGACUUGCAGAGGAGAAUUACCAGCACAGCAUCUCUUUUUACUACGAUACUGCCCGGCCUUCUUUCAAUGGGUUUCCCGCGUUUUUCAAACAGACAAGAUAUAGAUCCCCCACCCUAGGUGGACUGGGCGGCCCGUUUCAGAGCGCGCACAAUACUCAGCUCCCGUUCUUUGAAUGGCUCGUCGCGACGCCCCCGGAUCUCGAGCACUUCGACUCCUUUAUGAGCGCAUAUCGUGCGGGGAAGCCGAACUGGUAUGACCCGGGGUUUUACCCCGUGGCGGAGCGGAUGAUCGCAGGCUUCGUGAGCGACGUAUUGCUGGUAGAUGUGGGAGGUGGCAGAGGCCACGACGUUGCAUUGUUUGCAGCGCAACACGGUUCCCACCCGGGUAGAAUCAUCCUCCAGGACCGAGAGCCCGUUAUUGCUGCUGUGGUGGCUACGAGCGAGGCGCGUCCUUUCGAAGCCCAGGCCCACAAUUUCUUUACGCCACUGCCGGUGCAUGGCGCGCGUGCGUAUUCCCUCCACUCCAUUCUUCACGACUGGGGUGACGAGGAGGGGGUUCAAAUCCUACAGAAUCUGGUACCGGCGCUGGAGAGGGGCUAUUCGCGGGUUCUGCUCAACGAGAUUGUAGUCAGUGAAGAGAAACCUGGGCUGGCCGCGAGUGCGAUGGACAUGAUGAUGCUGGCUCACUUUGCGGUGCGAGAACGAACGAAGGCGGAGUGGAGGGAUAUCCUGGCGAAGGCUGGAUUGAAGAUGGUUCGGAUCUACCAGUAUCCGGGCGCCGCCGAGUCACUCAUCGAGGCCGAGCUCGCUUGA
Molecule: messenger RNA, 1191 nt
Organism: Aspergillus ibericus CBS 121593
Lineage: Eukaryota; Fungi; Ascomycota; Eurotiomycetes; Eurotiales; Aspergillaceae
Product: putative O-methyltransferase
Exons: 2
Coding region: 1-1191 (396 amino acids)
Molecular function (GO): O-methyltransferase activity
Source: RefSeq, a predicted model, not a curated record